CCUUUUCCCUCCACGCGUCUGGGCGAUUCGGAUACCCGUGAUUCUCACGAUCCUGGGCUCCGCCGUCGUAGGCUCAUUCUUGGGAAUUGUGAUGAUCCGGAGCAGCAGGAAAAAGGCUGCGAAGGCCAAGGCUUCGGCGAAGAAGAAGGCGUAGAGGCAUUUAUAUUUGGUCGAGAGUCGGCGUCGGAUACCAAGCUUAAUCCCUCUCCCCAGCACGGGAUACUGUUCAGAUACCAGACCCUGAUAUUCCUUCUCACGAUGGAUUAUUGCACGAUUAUUGUCUGCUCGACAGGCAGGAGUUAUACAACAUGUGGCCUAAUUCAAAUAAUUGUUUUUGUGCUGUGUUGA
Molecule: messenger RNA, 348 nt
Organism: Rasamsonia emersonii CBS 393.64
Lineage: Eukaryota; Fungi; Ascomycota; Eurotiomycetes; Eurotiales; Trichocomaceae
Exons: 1
Source: RefSeq, a predicted model, not a curated record